This is a messenger RNA of Acanthosepion pharaonis, 564 nucleotides long. The record is from the annotation of a GenBank genome assembly. NCBI's taxonomy places the organism in Eukaryota, Metazoa, Mollusca, Cephalopoda, Sepiida, Sepiidae.
AUGGCUGCCUCUCUGGGCGUCUCUAGCCGUCUUGGGAGUAUAGAUAACCAGCUGGUCUGUGAGAAGGUUUUUCAGCUAACCACACAUUCGAUUAUUGGACGCGAUUCACCCGAAAUGGGUUUAUCGGGUUGGUUUAUACAAGGGUGUGUUUGUCCGUGUCCCACCUGUCUCGUUCUCUUUCUCUAUAUCUUUCUCUUUCCCUCUCUCCCCCUUCUCUCGCCCCCUCUUUCAUUAUCUCCUUUCCCCUUUCACUCUCUCUCUCUCUCUCUCUCUCUCUCUCUCGUGUGGAAUAAUGAGCUUUAUUCUGGGUGCGAUUAUGCGAGAAAUUGUUCUCUCUCUCUCUACCACAUCGCUUUCUUUCCCCCCUCUCUCUUUCUUUCCCUUUUUCUUUAUCUCUCUCUCUCUCUCUCUCUCUCUCUAUCUAUCUAUCUAUCUAUCUAUUUCUCUUACACUGUCUUUUUCUUUCUUUUUCUCUACGCGGGCGUGUGUAGAUCUUUUAUUCUUGGGCGGGUUCAUAACGAUGUAUUUGAGAAUGUAUUUAACUCUCCCCACCUCUCUCUUUGA